Molecule: messenger RNA, 5397 nt
Organism: Platichthys flesus (European flounder)
Lineage: Eukaryota; Metazoa; Chordata; Actinopteri; Pleuronectiformes; Pleuronectidae
Gene: xpot
Product: exportin, tRNA (nuclear export receptor for tRNAs)
Exons: 25
Coding region: 183-3092 (969 amino acids)
Biological process (GO): tRNA re-export from nucleus
Cellular component (GO): nuclear pore; cytoplasm; nuclear matrix
Molecular function (GO): tRNA binding; small GTPase binding
Source: RefSeq, a predicted model, not a curated record
GUCUCUUCCGGGUCAGCACGCCGGAAGCGAGCAGGCGGACACGCCGCACAGCCGCUGCUGACUCUCCUGAUGUUGAACCGGAGCGGAGACACGUGAUGAGUUAAGUUUCCAUGAAGAUGAGAGGAACCUGCCUGAGCGCAGCACAGACAUCUGGACCUGCCCUGGAGGAGAGUUAACCCCCCAUGGCCUGCCAGUCUGCAGUCAUGGACGAGCAGGCCCUGCUGGGGCUCAACCCCAACGCCGACGGCCGCUACAGGCAGAGGGCGAUGGCGUACUUCGAGCAGCUGAAGGAGUCCCAGGACGCCUGGGAGGUUUGUGCUGAGGCGCUCGCUAAAGGAAUUUACAGUGACGAUCACGUGAAAUUCUUCUGCUUCCAAGUUCUGGAACAUCAGAUCAAGUUCAGACACGCUGGUCUGAGCGCGGUCCAGCAGCAGAUGAUCCGAGAGACUCUGAUGAAGUGGCUCCAGGGCCAGCUGAUGAACGCUCAGCCGGAGAAGCCCUUCAUCAGGAACAAGGCGGCGCAGGUGUUCGCCCUCACCUUCGUGAUGGAGUACCCGGCGCUGUGGCCCAAGUUCUUCUUCGACGUCCUGUCUCUGGUGGGUCUCAACCCGAACGGCGUGGACGUCUACCUCCGCACGCUGAUGGCCAUCGACGCUGAGGUGGUGGACAGAGACAUCCUGCACUCGCCCGAGGAGACUCGUAGGAACAUGUUGAUCAAAGACGCCAUGCGGGAGCAGUGCAUCCCGAGCCUGGUGGAGUCCUGGUUCCAGAUCCUGCAGACGUACCAGCGCUCCCACCCGGAGAUCACCUGUCAGUGUCUGGAGGUGGUCGGGGCCUUCGUGUCCUGGAUCGACCUCAACCUCAUCGCCAACGACCGCUUCGUGAACCUGCUGCUGAGUCAGAUGUCGGUGGCCGAGCUGCGAGAGGAGGCCUGCGACUGCCUGUUUGAAAUCGUCAACAAAGGAAUGGACCCAGUGGAUAAAACCAAACUGGUGGAGUCUCUGUGCCAAGUGCUGCAGUCAGCAGGAUUCUUCAACGUGGAGCAGGAGGACGACGUCGACUUCCUGGCUAAGUUCUCCCGGCUGGUGAACGGGAUGGGCCAGAGUCUGGUGCUGAGCUGGACCAAGCUGGUCAAGGCGGGCAGCGUGAAGGAGGCGGCCGAGACGCUGCAGGCGGUGGAGGCCAAGGUGCCGCUGCUGCUGCAGCUGCUGGUGCACGAGGACGACGACAUCUCAGCCAACAUCGUGGGCUUCUGCUACGAGUACCUGCACGUCCUCAAGCAGCUUCCUCAGUUGACGGAUCAGCAGAAGACGAGCAUCGAGGCCGUCAUGCUCGCCAUCAUGAAGAAGCUGACCUACGAUGAAGAGUACAACUUUGAGAACGAGGGCGAGGACGAGGCCAUGUUCGUGGAGUACAGGAAGCAGCUGAAGAUGCUGUUGGAUCGUUUGGCUCAAGUUUCCCCUGAGCUGCUGCUGGAGGCCAUUCGCAGAGUCUUCACCAACACCAUGCAGAACUGGCAGACGGCCUCGUUCUCGGAGGUGGAGGUCGCCAUCAGGCUGCUCUACAUGCUCGGCGAGGCCCUGCCGGCGUCUCACGGAGCUCAUUUCUCCGGUGAGACGGUGAAGACGAGUGCUCUGCAGGACAUGAUGAGGACGCUGGUGUCGUGUGGCGUCAGCAGCUACCAGCACAGCUCCGUGUCUCUGGAGUUCUUUGAAACCGUCCUCCGGUACGACAAGUUCUUCCUCGUGGAGCCGCAGCACAUUCCCAACGUUCUGAUGGCGUUUCUGGACCAGAGAGGACUGAGACACAACAGCCCGAAGGUUCGAAGCAGAGUCGCCUACCUCUUCUCCAGAUUCGUCAAAACGCUGCAUAAACACAUGAACGGCUUCAUCGAGGACAUUCUGACCAGGAUCCAGGAUCUGCUGGAGCUCGCUCCUCCUGAGAACGGCUUCCUGGCGCUGCUGACCAGCGACGACCAGCUCUUCAUGUUCGAGACGGCGGGGAUUCUGAUCGUGAACGGAGAGAGUCCGGCUGAGAGGAAGCGGGCUCUGAUGAGGAGCCUGCUGGCGCCGCUGAUGGACGCCUUCCACCCGCUGCUCGCCAAGCUGCUGCAGGAGACGGAGGAGGAGCGACAGGCCGCCCUCGCCGACUGUCUGAGCCACGCUGUCGGAUUCGCCAGUCGGACCAGUAAGGCCUUCAGCAACAAGCAGACGGUGAAGCAGUGCGGCUGCACCGAGGUCUACAGGGACUGUCUGCAGACCUUCCUGCCUGCACUGAGCUGUCCCGUCCAGCGGGGGUCGCUGCGCAGCUCGGUGCGCUCCUUCCUGCACCGGAUGAUCAUCUGCAUGGAGGAGGAGGUGCUGCCGUUCGUCCCCGCCGCCUCCGAGCACAUGCUGAAGGACUGCGAGGCCAAAGACCUGCAGGAGUUCAUCCCGCUCAUCAGCCAGAUCACCGCCAAGUUCAAGCGCCAGGUGUCCCCCUUCCUGCAGCAGGUCUUCAUGCCGCUGGUCCUCGCCAUCUUCGAGGUGCUGGCUCGGCCGGCGGAGGACAACGACCAGGCGGCCGCCCUGGAGAAGCAGAUGCUGCGAAGGAGCUACUUCACCUUCAUCCAGACCAUCACCGGCAGCGGCAUGAACGAGGUGAUGGCCAACCAGGGAGCUGAAAACAUCGAGCGGGUGGUGUUCACCAUCAUCCAGGGGGCGGUGGACUUCCCCGACCCCAUCGCACAGAAGACCUGCUUCAUCGUCCUCUCCAAGCUGGUGGAGCUGUGGGGAGGUAAAGACGGGAUGGUGGGAUUCCCCGACUUCAUCUACAAACACAUCGUCCCUGCUUGUUUCCUGGCUCCUCUGAAGCCGACCUUUGACCUCUCCGACGCUCAGACCGUCCUGACGCUGUCAGAAUGUGCCGUCACGCUGAAGAUGAUCCAUCUCAAACGGGGGCCCGAGUUCAUCCAGUUCUUACAGCAGGAGUAUCUGCCCUCGCUGCAGGUGGCGCCAGAGAUUUCACAGGAGCUUUGUCAAGUUCUCCAGCAGCCGGACGUCAAAGUCCUGAAGAACUACAUCAAGGCGUUCUUCCAGCGAGCGAAGCUGUAGGAAAUGAAACUGGAAGUUCACUGGGACUGAAGGACUCUCCACAGGAAGUGGGCGGACACGCUGCUCUACAACAAAACAACACAUGGAACUUAGCCUAGGAGCUGCUCUUGCACUUAAGAAGUAAAUGCACAACAAAGCCCAGUCCGUCUGCGUCAGGGAAUCGGACAGAAGGUCAGUGGACGUAUCAACGUCCUCAGAGAGACGAGCUGUCCACGUGGACUCGAGACGCGGAGGACGCUCGGAGAACUUUGUGGAAAAUGUUUGUGUGGAAAAGGACUCUGAGGGGGGGGGCGUCUGAAAAGAUCCCGACGCUUCUGAGACUCGAGAUCUUUGUUCUCCUGGAACCUUCACAGCAGGAAACACAUUUCAACACAAUUUGAGAUUUUUUUCGUUUGCUGCCACAGAAAGUGAUAAAAAGUGCUGAGUCACAUCCUCUCUUUAGAAUGUGGCUUUGAUGAUUUAGUUUAACGUGCGGAGGCCGGUGGGUUUUAGUUUGAAGUGAAACGUUUCAGCUCGACUUCUUUUUCCUUCAUUUAAAAACAAUCCUUUCUGUUUUGUCUCUUCGUUGAUCACAUGAUCGGAACCGAACGCUGCGUCAGUGGUGAUCGAGAUUAAUCUCCUGGAAUUCUGACAAAAUACUUUUGUCUGUUUUAAUUUCAAACUGAACUUAGACGGAGGAACAAAGUGUAAAUAAGAGAAUACGAUGUGGAAAAUGUAAAUAAAGUUCCUAGCUUUCGAUUUUUUUUUUUUACAAUCUUCACUUAACUGGAAACUAAACGUUGAAGCUCGUUCUGCCAAAUAACGUAAAGAAAUUAAAAACUAGGAAUGAUUUAAAAAAAAAACAUAAAAAGCUAUUAAAAGAAUCACAAAAGUAUUCACAAGUAUUCUGACGCAUGUCUUUACCUUGAAGGAAAAUCUCUCACAAUUCAAUGUUUGAGGCAAGAUUUAGAUUCUCAAAGGGAAAUUUACUAUUUCGUUGACGCAUUAAAAUUGAAGCAGACUUAGUAAAAAAUAUAAACUGUUAUUCCGAAAGUAUUAAUUGACUUGUUUUUGUUUCCCGAAUUAAUGUCAAAACAAAAAUAUUUUUUCUCCUUUUCUUGGCAGCAACAAGCUUCUUUAGAAACAGAAACUCGUUUGUAGGCGUUGCUCGUGCACGGCUGCUCUAGAAACAGGAAACUGCUUGUGCACGGCUGCUCUAGAAACAGGAAACUGCUUGUGCACGGCUGCUCUAGAAACAGGAAACUGCUUGUGCACGGCUGCUGUAGGAACAGGAAACUGCUCGUGCAAGGCUGCUCUAGAAACAACGGAACCAGUUCAGUGAAUUUAAAUCGAAGCUUUCGAAUGAUUAUACAAAAAAUUCCUUUUUGCAAAGAGACUGUGAAGCAGCAUGAAACCAGACGCUGAGAUUCAGAAUCAACGUAACGACGACUCUGUACAGAACCUGAUUUUUUUUUUAUCAAUAUCUCAGUUACAGAAAACACUUUGUUUCCACCAUUAACAUUUUGUCAUGUUUAGUUUGUUUUAUUUUCCUUCAGCUUUAGUUAAAUGUGGUUUUCCAGAUGGCAAUGUUGAUGAGAAAAUAAAAUCUCACCUAAAUAACUGAACUAAUAGUUUUGGAUGGUCCAUAUGUAAAAGAAAAGGGACAUUUUAUUUUAUGACACUUAAAGGGUCAUUAUGCUGAAGUUCAGUGAAUCUACAAAGUUUGAUUUGAUCCUGAGUUUGACCGAAUCUUUAAGUUUAUAUCAUUUACUUUUUCGAAAAAUCCUCUAGGGAUAAAAAUAUACUUUGUUUUUCCUAAAAUUAAACCCAAACUAGACGACAGGGAAACACUCGGAUGUUUCAGGAAGUAACCCUGAGUGUAAAGUUGUGAUAUCAGAAGUUUGUUUGGUAAAGAACCCGGUCAACACGUUCUGAUGAUCGGACACAUCCGGUGCAGCUGCAGGUUUAAAUCCUACUGGACCAGUUCCUUCACAGAAUUCUUCUCUUAAACAUUAGAACCUUUAUUUAACUUGUCGCUUGUUGAACUGUCCCUUUAGUUUUCAUUCUGUGACGACACGUCUGUAGAGAAACAAAGUUCCCCCUCCUUCACCACCAGGUGUCGCCACACUGAACCUGGACGUAGUUUAAACACAGAAAACAAUCCUGUUCAGUUGAAGUUUAGAGAUGAAUUUAUAUGUUUGUUAGUUUUUGUUGUUUCCAGCUGAACGAGCCAACGUUUGCUCGUUUGUAAAAAUUCGCCAAAUAAGUUUGAUGGUUGAUGCUGAACUUUUCUGUUAGAACCAAUAAAGUGUUUAUUCAUCUGAAA